This is a messenger RNA of Ceratitis capitata (Mediterranean fruit fly), 1374 nucleotides long. RefSeq lists its product as uncharacterized. Gene Ontology annotation, biological process: regulation of transcription by RNA polymerase II. The record is from RefSeq and is a predicted model, not a curated record. Bases 670 to 1359 code for a protein of 229 amino acids. Gene Ontology annotation, molecular function: DNA-binding transcription factor activity; RNA polymerase II cis-regulatory region sequence-specific DNA binding. The transcript is spliced from 4 exons. Gene Ontology annotation, cellular component: nucleus. Lineage: Eukaryota; Metazoa; Arthropoda; Insecta; Diptera; Tephritidae.
ACAAAAAAAUAACGAGAAAAAUAAUAAAAUAGAAACAGAAACAGCAACAGAAAUCCAUUUACCAAAGUUGCAAUAACAUUCCGCAAAUGUCGACCGCUCCAGUGGAAGAACCCUUUCCCUGAUAGAAGGGGCAUUUGUUAAUAUUGUUUCUCUAAAGCAAAGUGUACAAGGUUCCUAACGUUAGUUAAAAAUAUACAAAUAUUGCGCCUAUACACACAUACUUGCAUAUGUACAAGUGUAUAUUGCAGUCAAAAAAUCAAAAUAUUAACGGUAUUCCUGUGUUAAGCUCAGAAAAUACUAAGGCAUAUAAAAAAAAAUAAUAAUAUUUUAAGAGAAAAGUGUCCACACCAAAAUCAGCAUGUGCAGAGCGCGGAGUAAAGACAAAAAGUGUGAAAUCAUCUUGAUAUAUGAGAACGUUAGCAGUUGAAGAAAUAUUAAAUUAUUAAAAUAAGAAAAUUACGUACAUAAAUAAAUAUAAAUAAAUGAAUUUAGACUGAUUCCUUGUAAGCAAAUUUACAUAUCACUUUGUGCGAAUGUGGGCUGGUUGAAAACACAAAGUACCGACGCAACUCAACUGAACUUAUUGGAGCCGUGGUCGGAGUGUGUCUUAAUGUGGAUAAACACCGCGACAGGCUUCAACGAAUCCUAUUAAUAGCCAACUCAGGAAAGAUGAGAAUUAAAAUGCCCGCCGUCAGAAUUGCCCAAGACUCAGAUGCCAUGGAAACAGACCCUUCGGUGCAGGAUAUGCUUACUUGUGGAUCCUGCCAGAAAACGUUUGCUCUUUCUGAUAUAGUUAAAUUUAUCCAACACAAAGUGCUACAAUGUAAUAAAGAGAACUACGGCCAGUGUUCAACUCAAGCUCCGUCAACCGAUCGUGAUGCGGACGAUGGCCGACCUUUAAGUUUAGUUAACAGAAGACCCUCAAUAUCGGCGCCAAUUAUCAAUCGAAAAACGUCUGGCUCUGGUUCACGCAUACACACGCCGCCACCAAGUCCUGCGGAUCUCUUAGCUGAUGGCGCCUCAAGCACACCCAAACGCUUGGUCGAUGAAAACGAUAACACCACACCCAGAAGUGAAGCACAAGCGGAGAAAAAUGCAUCUUCCGACUGCUCCAACAACAACUCAACCGAACCAUAUGCAGUGAGUGAUGCGGAUAAAAUAAAUACUGUGAGGAUAAAGCAGGAACCGGAGCCAAUCAAUGAUGACGAAAGCAUAACUAGUGCACUGCAGCAUGCAAACGAAUCCAGCCAGGACAAUAACGAUGGUCAGCCGAUGACAAAACGUCCUAAAAUUGAAGUAGCUGACGCGGAAUCCAACACAUUACACACAGGUAUGUUUAAAAUUUGCCGAAUGCAAUAAACGCUGCAUUCAUUU